AUGAUGGAGCUCAUGAAAAGUCUCUGUUUUUCUUUCAUCAUCGUCGCUUCUUUUACAACUCUCUUCUCUGUAGCUGACGCACGAAGGUUUUACGUCGGAGGAGGUAACGGUGAUUGGGCCAUUAAUCCACACGAGAGUUACAAUACUUGGAGUGCAAGAAACCGUUUCCAAGUCAAUGACACACUCUACUUUAAGUAUGCCAAGGGAUCAGACUCGGUGCAACUAGUGACUAAAGCGGAUUUCGAGGGCUGCAACAUUAAGAAUCCGCUUGAGAAGUUUGACAACGGAGAGGCUGAGGUCACUCUGAAUCGAACUGGUGCUUUUUAUUUCGUAAGUGGUGAUCAAGAUCAUUGUACGAAGGGACAGAAGUUGAUCGUCUCUGUCCUGGCCAUGAGAAAUCAUCCUAACGUUUCUCCGGCGAAAGCUCCGACGACUGCUCAACCUCCAAAAGCUCAUUCCCCUGUUUCUCCAAUUUCUCCGGCGAAGGCUCCGUCAACGGCCCAACCUCCUAAAUCUCCUUCCCCUGUUUCACACAUCUCUCCGGCUACCCCUCCAUCAACAUCUCAGCCACCACAAUCCUCUGUUUCUCCAGCGCCUGAAAAGACUCACCAACGUGGCAAUGUCCUCCUCUUCCCCUGA
This is a messenger RNA of Brassica napus (rape), 639 nucleotides long. Its product is annotated as early nodulin-like protein 2. NCBI's taxonomy places the organism in Eukaryota, Viridiplantae, Streptophyta, Magnoliopsida, Brassicales, Brassicaceae. The transcript has 2 exons. The coding region runs from base 1 to 639 and encodes 212 amino acids. The record is from RefSeq and is a predicted model, not a curated record. Gene Ontology annotation, cellular component: plasma membrane. Gene Ontology annotation, molecular function: electron transfer activity.